ACAGUCAUAGUCUUCAUCUGCAGUGUUUGAAGUUUCAGAUUGAAAUUGCCGAUUCAUUCGCCGAUGGAUCAAUUCAGAAAUCAACCGCGGCUCCCGAAAUUUGCCGUUCCAAAACGAUACGACAUCAGCCUCAAACCGGACCUCUGUCUCUGUAAAUUCUCUGGUUCUGUAGCAAUCGAUGUCGAUAUCCUUUCCGAUACUCGAUUUUUGGUGCUCAAUGCUGCCGACCUUCAUGUCGAUGAUGCUUCUGUUUCCUUCAAGCAUCGGAGCUCCUCCAAGAUUUUCCAGCCUUCAAGUAUUCAAGCUUGUGAAGAGAACCAAAUUUUUGUUUUGGAGUUUGCAGAGACGCUACCAACUGGGUCAGGAACAUUGUCUAUCAAUUUCGACGGAAUCUUGAAUGAUAAAAUGAAAGGAUUCUAUAGAAGCACUUAUGAGCACAAUGGUGAGAAGAAAAAUAUGGCUGUUACACAAUUUGAACCUGUUGAUGCUAGACGUUGCUUCCCUUGCUGGGAUGAACCUGCUUUUAAGGCUACAUUCAAAAUCACGUUAGAUGUACCAUCUGAACUAAUAGCACUUUCCAACAUGCCAAUUAUUGAAGAAAAAGUGAAUGGGCAUCUAAAGACGGUUACAUAUCAAGAAUCACCAAUUAUGUCCACAUAUUUAGUGGCCAUGGUUGUUGGUUUAUUUGAUUAUGUGGAAGAUCAUACAGUUGAUGGGGUGAAAGUUCGUGUAUACUGUCAAGUUGGAAAGGCAAAUCAAGGAAAAUUUGCGUUACAUGUCGCUGUGAAGACUCUUGACCUAUACAAGGAAUAUUUUGCUUGCCCAUACUCCCUGCCAAAACUCGACAUGAUUGCAAUUCCAGACUUCGCUGCUGGGGCCAUGGAAAACUAUGGUUUAGUUACCUACAGGGAGACUGCUUUACUUUAUGAUGAUCAGCACUCAGCAGCUGCCAACAAACAGAGGGUGGCAACCGUCGUGGCUCAUGAACUUGCACACCAAUGGUUUGGAAACCUUGUAACUAUGGAGUGGUGGACACAUUUAUGGCUGAAUGAAGGAUUCGCAACAUGGGUGAGUUAUUUAGCUACUGAUAGCUUGUUUCCAGAAUGGAAAGUAUGGAAUCAAUUUCUUGAAGAAUCAAAUCAUGGUCUUACGUUGGAUGGUCUUGCUGAAUCACAUCCUAUUGAGGUUGAGAUAAACCAUGCCAGUGAGGUUGAUGAAAUAUUUGAUGCAAUUAGCUAUAGAAAAGGUGCAUCUGUUAUUCGAAUGUUACAAAGUUAUCUCGGUGCCGAGUGUUUUCAGAAAUCACUUGCUUCGUACAUUAAAAGGCACAGUUGCUCAAAUGCAAAAACUGAAGACUUGUGGGCUGCACUUGAGGAGGGGUCUGGUGAACCUGUGAACAAAUUAAUGAGUUCCUGGACUAAGCAACAAGGAUAUCCUGUUGUCACAGUCAAAGUGAAAGAUGAGAAAUUGGUGUUUGAGCAGUCAAGAUUUUUGUUGAGUGGUUCCUGUGGAGAGGGGCAAUGGAUUGUUCCCAUAACAUUGUGUUGUGGCUCCUAUGAUGUGCGCAAGAAUUUUCUGUUGCAAACGAAGACAGAAUCUGUUGACAUCAAGGAGUUCCUCGGUUGUUCCUUCAGAAAAUGGGAUGGUGGAAAUGAUAAAUCUUGUGAUUGGAUAAAGCUUAAUGUGGAUCAGACUGGUUUCUACCGGGUGAAGUAUGACACAGAUCUUGCAUAUAAGCUUAGAAAUGCAAUAGAAAAAGAUCAUUUGACUGCAACUGACAGAUUUGGUAUUUUGGAUGAUGCAUUUGCCCUUUCUAUGGCUUGCCAGCAAUCAGUUACUUCUUUGUUUACCUUAAUAAGUGCUUACAGAAAGGAACUUGACUAUACUGUGUUAUCGAAUUUGAUCAGUAUAAGCUAUAAACUUGAAAAAAUUGCGGCUGAUGCAAUUCCUGAGGCCCUGGUCAACAUCAAACAAUUUUUCAUCAACAAUUUCUACUUUGCAGCAGAAAAACUGGGUUGGGACCCGAAACCAGGCGAAAGCCAUCUUGAUGCAAUGUUGAGAGGAGAAAUAUUGACGGCUCUUGCUCUGUUCGGUUGUGAAUCAACAAUAAAAGAAGCGAAUAGGCGAUAUCAUGCAUUUUUAGAUGACAGAAGUACGCCACUCCUCCCACCUGAUAUUAGAAAGGCUGCAUACGUGGCGGUAAUGCAGACAGUCAGUACUUCAAACAGAUCUGGUUACGAAUCACUUUUAAGAAUUUAUAGAGAGACUGAUCUUAGCCAGGAGAAAACACGCAUUUUAAGUUCCUUGGCAUCUUGUCCAGAUCCUAACAUCAUUCUGGAAGUUCUCAACUUUUUGUUGUCGUCUGAGGUUCGUAGUCAAGAUGCUGUUUUUGGACUAGGGGUUAAUUGGAAAGCACGGGAAACAGCUUGGACAUGGCUGAAGGCGAAGUGGGAAGAAAUCUCAAAAAUCUUCGACUCCGGGUUUCUGAUCGGACGCUUUGUCAGUGCCACAGUCUCCCCGUUUGCGUCGUACGACAAAGCGAAGGAAGUUGAGGAGUUCUUUGCAAGCCGUGUCAAGCCAGGGAUAGCCCGAACAUUGAAGCAGAGCAUCGAGCGUGUUCACAUCAAUUCAAGAUGGGUUCAGAGCGUUCAGAAGGAGCAUGAUCUUUCUAGAGUUGUACAAGAGCUAGGGUUGGAUGAAUGCAUUUUAUCACGUAUCACUGAAUAGUGAAUAUGAAGCGUCUUUGAAAGCAAGGCUCCUGCGAUGUUUUAGUUGUCUCGGUUAGAUUUAUGAACUUCAAUCAAUUCCACAACCCCAUAAUAAUAAAGUGGAAUGAAGAAGUUUUCUUUACUGUAAUGUUUCCUCCUGACUGCUUGCCCCCAGCAAAACAGCCUUUACUUUGGUUGCACAUUCAAUAAUUUAAUAUGAAGUCGUGCUUCUUCUAAGGUUAAUUA
This is a messenger RNA of Cucurbita maxima (winter squash), 2954 nucleotides long. RefSeq names its product aminopeptidase M1. The coding region runs from base 64 to 2727 and encodes 887 amino acids. The record is from RefSeq and is a predicted model, not a curated record. Gene Ontology annotation, cellular component: cytoplasm. The transcript has 19 exons. Gene Ontology annotation, biological process: peptide catabolic process; proteolysis. Gene Ontology annotation, molecular function: peptide binding; metalloaminopeptidase activity; zinc ion binding. NCBI's taxonomy places the organism in Eukaryota, Viridiplantae, Streptophyta, Magnoliopsida, Cucurbitales, Cucurbitaceae.